This is a messenger RNA of Arachis stenosperma, 743 nucleotides long. RefSeq names its product protein CENTRORADIALIS-like. The record is from RefSeq and is a predicted model, not a curated record. The transcript has 4 exons. Gene Ontology annotation, biological process: negative regulation of flower development; vegetative to reproductive phase transition of meristem. Gene Ontology annotation, cellular component: cytoplasm; nucleus. Lineage: Eukaryota; Viridiplantae; Streptophyta; Magnoliopsida; Fabales; Fabaceae. The coding region runs from base 74 to 601 and encodes 175 amino acids.
AUCUCUCACUCUUUAUUAAUUUCCUCUAUCUUCUUCUUAUUUGCUUGUUAAUAAGAAUUAUAUUAUUCUCCUAAUGGCAAGAAUAAUGUCAUCAGAGCCUUUAACUGUAGGGAGAGUGGUAGGAGAUGUUCUUGAUCCAUUCAAUGCAAGCAUAAGGAUGAGUGUUAGUUAUGGGAACAGGCAAGUGUACAAUGGCCAUGAGUUCUUCCCCUCCACAGUCACCUUCAAGCCCAAGGUUGAGAUUGGUGGAACUGAAUUGAGGCCUUUCUUUACACUGGUCAUGACUGAUCCGGAUGUUCCUGGCCCUAGUGAUCCUUAUCUCAGAGAGCACUUGCAUUGGAUAGUGACAGACAUUCCAGGCACAACAGAUGCCACAUUUGGGAAAGAGUUGGUGAGCUACGAGAUGCCAAAGCCUAACAUUGGGAUCCAUAGGUAUGUUUUUGUGCUCUUCAAGCAAAAACGAAGGCAGUGUGUUACCACCAUUCCUUCUUGCAGGGAUCACUUCAACACCCGCACUUUCGCCGCCGAUAACGACCUCGGCCUCCCCGUCGCUGCCGUCUACUUCAAUGCUCAGAGGGAAACCGCUGCCAGGAGGCGUUAAUCAAUUAAUUAAGAAGUAGCUAGAGAUCCAAGUGUGGCUGAAUGAAAAAUAAUUUACUUGUGUUGCAGAAAAAAGGGAAUCAUUUCUUUUUUGACUAUCAUGUAUGUAUGUAUGUAUGUAUGUAGAAGGGUUACUUUUUCAU